Procambarus clarkii (red swamp crayfish) is the source of this 945-nucleotide messenger RNA. Its product is annotated as cerebellin-3. Gene Ontology annotation, molecular function: protein binding. The record is from RefSeq and is a predicted model, not a curated record. NCBI's taxonomy places the organism in Eukaryota, Metazoa, Arthropoda, Malacostraca, Decapoda, Cambaridae.
CUGACAGUUGUCUACUUGAUACGAGCUUACAAGAAGUGACGGUUACAGCUGUUUGAUCAUUCAACGUCCUGCGGUCGUGAAAAGAAGAGCUUUGUGUAUUUUGUUUAGUGUGAUAUUACACCGAGGUGAAGAUGCAGGUGUCUACCGGAGAGAUACUAAUGUUCCUGGUCCUGGGAGUUUCACUUCUGCACCAGAGUAGUUCCAUUCCUGCUACUGUAAGACCAUCUAACACGACUACAGUUCGUAGGACCACUCCAGUUAUUCACCCCACGAAACUGACCAAACUUGUUAGAACUGCCAGCCUUACUGCUACUACCACACGCCGUACUAGGAUACUACCAUCGGCUUCUAAUCUUACUGUUAACGCAACAGUCCCACUUAAACCAAGUACACUUAAUACGUCUAGUGUGUUAAAGGCUUCCUCCACUAAAGGCCAUACCAUAAAGGUCAGGGAGGCACAUGCAGAAGCUCCUUCAGCUUCAGCUAUUCCCGCAUUGGUUGGUCGUAGAGUCGCAUUCAGUGUGGCAAAGGCUACGGAACGCCUCCAUGCCUUCGCUCAUGUCCACUUCAGGGAUGUCCUAACAAACGUAGGUGGUGGCUGGGACCCAGCAACAAAUGAAUUCGUAACGCCCUAUGACGGAAAAUAUUUCUUCACAUUCCAUGCUAUUGGGGCAAACGACAGUGACUUUACAAUGUCGCUGACGAGGAAUAGAAUGCCUGAGGUGACUGCGUAUGGAACGACUACUACCUUCGAACAUGGUUCAAAUUCCAUAGUCUUAGAUCUGAAGACGAUGGAUAAGAUCUCGCUGGAGCUCCAUCAGGGCGCAAUAUAUGAAAACCCUGGCAACGAAUCCUACACUUCCUUCACCGGGUUCCUAAUUUCCAGUGUGUAAUGAGAUCUCUGCACGAAACUGUUUGAUUUCUAUAAUAAACUAAAUUGUAGCA